Molecule: messenger RNA, 2882 nt
Organism: Caretta caretta (loggerhead turtle)
Lineage: Eukaryota; Metazoa; Chordata; Testudines; Cheloniidae
Source: RefSeq, a predicted model, not a curated record
GGGGCAUGGGGAUGGGUUGGUGAGACGCCGCCGCUUCCGCCCGUCUCCAAAAUGGCGGCGCCCUUUGUCCGUUCCGUGUCAGUCUGAGUCCUGCUUGCCGAAAUGUGACUCACCUGCGGGUCCCGGGAUGGCAGCUAUGGAUUUCCCUCAGCACAGCAAGCAGGUCCUGGAGCAGCUGAACCAGCAGAGGCAGCUGGGCUUGCUGUGUGACUGCACCUUCGUGGUGGACGGCAUUGACUUCAAGGCCCACAAGGCCGUGCUGGCAGCCUGCAGCGAGUACUUCAGGAUGCUGUUUGUGGAUCAGAAGGACGUGGUGCAUCUUGACAUCAGCAAUGCAGCAGGCCUUGGUCAGGUACUGGAGUUCAUGUACACAGCCAAGCUCAGCCUGAGCCCAGAGAACGUGGAGGAUGUGCUAGCAGUUGCCGGUUUUCUCCAGAUGCAGGAAAUUGUCAGUGCUUGCAAUGCUUUGAAGUCUCUCACCGUGUCAGCUGAACCCCAUUCAGAAAGCCACAAGGUCCCUGAAGUGACCGGGGACGAAAAAGCACCUGAAGAAGGUAAAGCAGCAGCAGCAGAAACGUUCGGUGAACUCGACAAAGCUGAGCAGGUCCCGUCCAAGAGACAAGAGGAGGAGGAGGUGACGGAGGCUGCAGCAAAGCCAAAGGACAAAGAGCCUGAGGAGGAGGGCAGCAAGGAGACCAGCGUCAGAGCAGGUCCAGGCGACGCUGUACGGGAGGACUCUCCCUCUGAGAUGCCCAGUAGCCAGCAGCCAGAGGGUACCAGGCCCAACAGUGCCAGCCCGGCUGCAAAGUGCAGCUCCUCCCAGAGUUCAGAGCAAGAAAUGGAGGUGGAGCUGGAAGGGAAGGAGGAAGAGGAGGAGAUGACAGCAGAGGAAGAGGAGGAAGCCAAAAUCUCAGAGGAAGAGAAACCACGGUUGGAAAACGGAGACAACCCCGAGGAUAACGAGUCAGGGGGCACAGACUCCGGGCAGGAGAACUCCGGGGAAGCCAGGCUGCUGCGAUCAGGCACCUACAGCGACAGGACUGAGUCGAAAGCCUACGGCUCGGUGACUCACAAGUGUGAGGACUGCGGAAAGGAAUUCACGCACACCGGUAACUUCAAGCGGCACAUCCGGAUCCACACCGGAGAAAAGCCUUUUUCUUGCAGGGAAUGUAACAAAGCGUUCUCCGACCCGGCGGCCUGCAAAGCCCACGAGAAGACACACAGGUACGGCUUGCUGCCAACCAAGAACAACGUGCCAGUGAGCGCCUGCUCUUCGCUGCAGCUGAGCCCUCUGAAGCCCUAUGGCUGCGAAGAGUGCGGCAAGAGCUACCGGCUCAUCAGCCUGCUGAACCUGCACAAGAAGCGGCAUACGGGAGAGGCCAAGUACCGGUGUGACGACUGCGGCAAGCUCUUCACCACCUCGGGCAAUCUCAAACGGCACCAGCUGGUGCACAGCGGGGAAAAGCCCUACCAGUGUGACUACUGCGGGCGCUCCUUCUCCGAUCCCACCUCCAAGAUGCGCCACCUGGAGACCCACGACACAGACAAGGAGCACAAGUGUCCUCACUGUGACAAGAAAUUCAAUCAGGUGGGGAAUUUAAAGGCGCACUUGAAGAUUCACAUCGCGGACGGGCCACUGAAGUGCCGGGAAUGCGGCAAGCAGUUCACCACGUCAGGGAACUUGAAGAGGCACCUGCGGAUCCACAGUGGAGAGAAGCCGUACGUGUGUGUGCAUUGCCAGAGGCAGUUUGCAGACCCUGGGGCCCUGCAGCGGCACGUUCGCAUUCACACAGGCGAGAAGCCCUGCCAGUGCCUGAUCUGUGGCAAGGCCUUCACGCAGGCCAGCUCCCUCAUCGCCCACGUGCGCCAGCACACCGGAGAGAAACCCUACGUGUGUGAGCGCUGCGGCAAGAGGUUCGUCCAGUCCAGUCAGCUGGCCAACCACAUCCGUCACCACGACAACAUCCGACCGCACAAAUGCAACGUGUGCAACAAGGCCUUUGUGAAUGUGGGCGACCUCUCCAAGCACAUCAUCAUCCACACCGGAGAGAAGCCAUUCCUCUGCGACAAGUGUGGCCGCGGCUUCAACCGCGUGGACAACCUGCGCUCCCACGUGAAAACCGUGCACCAGGGCAAGGCCGGCAUCAAGAUCCUGGAGCCGGAGGAAGGCGACGAGGUCAAUAUCGUCACCGUGGCCUCAGACGACAUGGUCACCUUGGCCACGGAGGCGCUGGCAGCCACGGCGGUCACGCAGCUGACAGUGGUCCCCGUGACAGCCGCCGUGACGGCAGACGAGACCGAAGCACUUAAGGCAGAGAUAACCAAGGCGGUGAAGCAGGUGCAGGAAGCAGACCCCAACACCCAGAUCCUCUACGCCUGCGACUCGUGUGGGGAGAAGUUCCUGGAUGCCAACAGCCUGGCCCAGCACGUGCGGAUCCACACGGCGCAGGCCCUGGUGAUGUUCCAGGCAGACACGGACUUUUACCAGCAGUACGGAGCCGCCACCACGUGGCAGGCUGAGCAAGUGAUUCAGUCAGGGGAGCUGCUCUUCCGAGCCCGUGAUGGGGCGGAGGUGCAGACCCCCAUGGCUGAGGAGUGCCAGAACCCUGCAGAGUGAAUCAGCAGCACCGGGCCAGUCAGGACGCCCCCAGGAGUGGGGACCAGGAGAGGAGACCGAUCAUGCUACAGCAUUUGGCUACUAAUGGUCUGAAAAAGAAGCAGGAGCGCACAUGGGGGCGCUGCCGAGUCAGCUGCUGGUCACGUCCUGACCAGUUAUUUAAAGACAGAUCCAUGGAAUGAUGUAAAAAAUGUAUUUCUGUAAUGAGAGAAUCCGCACUAAGUUGUGUAAUAUCUAGAGAAAAAUAAAUCCCUUAUUUUCUAAA